AUGAAAACGAUCGUGUGCUUAUUUGCGUUGAUCGCAGUCAUUGCUGCGAAUAUUGUUCCAAUGCAGCAGCAGCUGGCUCCUACGUUCAUUCGAAAGACGAGAGCUGCUGAAAAUCCACAGGAAAAUGCACCAACGCAGAUGGCGGAGGCCAAUUCAGAGGAUAUGGAUGGAGCGGAGACUUUCGGAUUCGGAUAUCAUAAACAUAUACACAUUGUGCCGUCAUACGGUGGCUUCUACGGAGGUGGAUAUCCUUAUUAUGGCGGAUAUGGCUACAGUGGAUAUGGCGGUUAUGGUGGAUACUCGUAUGUUUAUGGUUAUCCUUACUAUUAUUAA
Molecule: messenger RNA, 333 nt
Organism: Sabethes cyaneus
Lineage: Eukaryota; Metazoa; Arthropoda; Insecta; Diptera; Culicidae
Exons: 2
Coding region: 1-333 (110 amino acids)
Source: RefSeq, a predicted model, not a curated record